AUAGCUGCCUCAAACACAUACCUUGGUCUGAAGAUCGGAUGGACCUUUGGUGCCUCCCUUUUUGGUGCCAUUUUCUCUUUUGCAAUCAUCAAGCCCCUCUCACGUAUCCUGCCGCCAAAAUGGGGUGGUGGUUACUUUGGUGCUAAAGAAAACUGUACUGCUCAAUCUGCUGCCACCACUUCUGGUGGCCUGUCUGCCGGUUUUGUAUCCGGUAUCCCCGCCAUGUAUAAACUUGGACUGAUGACUACUCCCCGCGAAGAUGCUGCUGCCCUUGUCCUCUUCACAAUCUCUGCCGCUUUCUAUGGUCUCUUUUUUGCCGUACCUCUCCGUCAACAGUUCAUUGUCAAGCAGAACCUAACUUUCCCUACUCCCCGUGCUUCGGCAAUUACCAUCAUAUCUCUCCACGACACCGUCGAGGGCGAGCGUGAUGCCAUGCGCAAGGCCAAAUGGAUGGGUAUCUGGUUCUUCACUACCUUUUUCUGGAACGUCAUUGCAUACUUUGUCCCAUUCUUCGAAGUUAUCCAUGUCUUGUACUGGAUUGGUCAUGCUGCCAACUAUGCCCCUCUCAUGAGCGCUGAUGUUGCCUGGAGAUGGAAUUUCCACUUUGAUUUCCCCUUCUUUGGCGCUGGUUUGAUGACUCCCGGUAGUACUGUCGUCACUUUCUUUGUCACAAGUGUUGUUGUAUUUGGUGUCAUUGGUCCUUGUAUGGUUGCCAAUGGCAGUUUCGUUCAGCCCUACGGUUUCACAGCCGCAGGUGAAACCACCCAGUCCUUCUUCCUGUGGCCCGGUAUUGCCCUCAUGGUUAUCUCAUCCUUUGCCGAGCUUUUCAUUCACUACGACGCUCUCUGGCGUGGUGUAAAGAGUGGUGGUGCUAGCAUUCGUGAUGCUGCAAUCCAUGCUUACCACCUUAUCAAGAUCCAUAUAUUCCGUAAGACUGUUCAUGAAGACGACAGAAUCAAGACUGAACUUGAUCCCGAUGAGAUCUUCAAGGCCUCAGAGCUUGUACCUACCUGGUGGUGGGCCUCUGGUACCUUCAUCUCCAUCAUCUUCACAUGUGCUAUCAUGGGCGAGUACUUUGGCAUGCCCGUUUACCAAUCAAUUAUUGCCGUCAUUCUUGGUUUCUUGUUCGCCUUCGUUGGUCUCCAGGCCACUGGUGAAACUGAUAUUAACCCUGUUGGAAGUAUCGGUAAAAUGUCCCAGCUUGUAUUCGCCAGAAUGCCUGCCGAUGAUCUCAAACAUCUCCAGAAGAACAACUUGAUGGCUGGUAACAUCAGUGCUUCUGCUGCCUCCCAGGCUGUCGACAUGGUUGGUGAUCUUAAGACUGGCCAGCUUGUUGGUGCCUCUCCCCGCUCCCAGUUCUUGUCCCAGUUUGUUGCCUCAUUCUUUGCCAUUGGUAUCGCCGUCGGUCUCUUCAUCUUAUUUGCUGAUGCAUACCCCUGUAUUAUCGAUCCUGACAUGAAUGCCAAGUGCGAGUUUGCUCUCGUUGCUGUCAGUGCAUGGUACAAUGUUACCAAGCUUUUGACUGGCGAUGGCGACCCGUUGAGCCGUUCUUGUAUCAUUGUCACCGUAGUGUGCGCUGUUGUUGGUGGAGCUGGCCCAGUUUUGCGUAACAUCUUUGUCCCCAAGAGAUUCCUUCCAUACUUCCCCUCAAUCAGUGCCAUUGGUAUUGCUAUGAUUAACACAACCCCUGAAGUCCCUCUCUCAAUGUUCAUUGGAUGGUGUGGUUCUCGUAUCUGGCAAAGAUAUUUCCCCAAGAAACACGAAGACUUUAUGUACAGUUGUGCUGGUGGUAUGAUUGCUGGUCAGGGUAUUUCUGCCAUUGUCCAAGCUGUCUUUACCAUCGCUGGUGUUGAAGGCCACGUUUUU
Phycomyces blakesleeanus NRRL 1555(-) is the source of this 1866-nucleotide messenger RNA. RefSeq lists its product as hypothetical. Gene Ontology annotation, cellular component: fungal-type vacuole membrane. The annotation marks the transcript as partial. The transcript is spliced from 2 exons. NCBI's taxonomy places the organism in Eukaryota, Fungi, Mucoromycota, Mucoromycetes, Mucorales, Phycomycetaceae. The record is from RefSeq and is a predicted model, not a curated record. Gene Ontology annotation, molecular function: oligopeptide transmembrane transporter activity.